This is a messenger RNA of Carassius auratus (goldfish), 2814 nucleotides long. RefSeq names its product protein FAM53C-like. Bases 773 to 1897 code for a protein of 374 amino acids. The record is from RefSeq and is a predicted model, not a curated record. Gene Ontology annotation, cellular component: nucleus. Lineage: Eukaryota; Metazoa; Chordata; Actinopteri; Cypriniformes; Cyprinidae. The transcript has 5 exons. Gene Ontology annotation, biological process: protein import into nucleus.
AAGAGUCAAGUUAUCUCCCUGACCUGUACUGUUCGUCACUUCCACGUAUCGUUCAUUUAUUCACCUCCUAAUUUUUAUACUCCUCCAUUUCCCGUUCCACGCGUUUGUAUGAAGACCGCUGUAAGAUGAACCUGAGUCAGUUUAUGCUCUGAAUGUUAUUUACAAAUUCCUCCAUAGAAGGAGCGCACUUAUUUUUCCCUAGUGGGCGAUGUUGAGAAGACCGUCUGUAUCUACCAAGCGUGCAAUUGCAGACCAAUCAAUUUUACACGGUCCUUCAAAUCAUCUGUUCGGUCAUCGUUUCUGAUCCAGCGUUUUAUUUCAACGGUAUGUUUUUUGUUAAACAGAGCAGUCGGGGAUUGUGUAAAGAUCUAUUUCCAGGCCGAAGCGAGGACGGUGUGUUAGACAGAAAGCCGAUCUGCUUUAGCUUAUACCGAAUCGGCUGAAUCUCUCGGUUGAGAGCCACAUACAAGGCCUGGGGUUUUACCGACCAUUCUCAGUUGACUCAAGGUGAGGAUGACAUCAUGGUUCCCGAGUGAGAUCGAGCGAGCAGUGUGUCCUGGAUGUUUGGUGGCCAGUGCUUCAGUUUUAUCUAGUGCACAUCAGCAUCUUUCCUUCAUUUCCUACUCUUCCUUCCUUCUCUAAUUUGCCAUGCCAUGGUUUCGUUAAAUCUUAAACAACAACGUUGUCCCAGCAUCAACAACAACCACUGGACGGCAAACUGUCUCUACUUCAUCGCCAGAGCCCCGAAACCAGCCGGCCCACAGAUGGAUUGAUGCCUGAGAGCAGUUACUGGCAGCUCUGCCCUCCUUCGAAGGCCAGCCUGCAGGGGGUGCUCAGCUCCAGCUUCCCCCCCGGCCCCGUGCCCCUGGGUCCUCCAGAAAGCCACCUGCCGGAGGGGGAUGCCCUGAACCGUCCGCUCGCCCCUAGCACCUCUGUGACGGACCUGUCUUUUCCCGGGCCUCCCCCUCCCCCCCCGCCACCCCCCAAACGCCACUGUCGUUCGCUGUCUGUACCAGAGGACCUUUCACGCUGCCGGUACACCUGGCGGCCAAGCGCCUCCAAGGUCUGGACACCAGUGAACCGCCGAUGCCACAGUGGAGGGGGUGCGGGGGGGCCGUGUCCACUGCGUGCCCCCAGCUCCUCGCUCAACUCCUCGCUGCAUUCUUCUUCCAGCCCCACCUUUUUCAGUCUGGCCCUUUCCCCAGAUUCCCCGCUGCCGUGGACUUUCCCCUGGGACCCAAAUGACAGUGCCGGAGGCGGUGCCUGCUGCUGCUUCUUCCCCUCGCCUUCCUCAUGCUCCUCCUCUCCCUCGCCGCUCCACCCACCGCCUCCUCCGCAGAGGCGCUUCUCCCUCUCUCCUGUGCUCAUCCGCGAAGCUGCUGCCCAGUUUUUGCCGCCACCUCCGGUGCCCCCACAAAUCACGUCUCACCCGCCGGCGGUGCCGCCCUCGCCCUCGUCCGCCUGCAGCACUCCGUCUUCGGUGCGCCGUGCUCUUCCUCCUCAACUUCCACGGUGCCAUUCUCAGCCCUGCGACCUGCUCCUGUUCAAACCUGGCCUAAAGCGCCGCAGGGACCCGGACAGACCAUUCGCACGGCCUGUGCUAGAUUUUACCAAAAUGACACAGACUCGAAGCACAGACCCUCUCAGUUACAUGGAACGUGGCAGACUGGCCUGUGGCGGGGACGUCUGUAUGGGCCUUGAGCCUUUUUUUGGAGACUUCAGAGGCUCAUGUUCACCUGCUGAAGGCCUGGGUAGGACAAGUAUUGGGCCUUUAAGUGAAAGUGACGAGGAGGAGGAGAGAGAGGAGGAGGACCCCGAAGAGCGUGAUGGGGGACAAACUAGCGUGUUUGAAAGGGAUUGUACUGAACUAGAUAUCAGCCUCAUUGAGGAGAACUGAAAGUUAUCCGGGGAAGAUCUUCUUUCCCCCUCACCUCCACCGCCAGCAUUCAGCUUUCUCUGCAUCACCUGCUACCUUACACUGGCAGGCCUCUCAGGAACCCUGCUGCCCUUGCACGAGGUGCGCAGGCGUAGACACCCAUUAAUGAAGACAUGCCGACUACUAUCUUAUGCAGGCAGUCACAGAAGCUGACCCAUCAACAUUGUACAUUCCGGAAUGAGUUGCUGAGACAUUCUGAAGGAUGCAAAUAUUUCAAAAAGGAGAUUUAUGUGUAUCGGACGUCCUUUUAGAAUUCAUCUUUUAACUGACAGAACGGAACUGGAGGCCAACUGCUUCCCGCUUCUUUCUUUUCUCAUCUUUCCUCUCGACUUGUUUUGAUAGUAAGAAUAGGCUUUCUUGAAAGAUGGUUAUAAAUAUCAGUGUUUUGUUCAGUUGAAAUAUAAAAGGGCAGUAUGACAUAGCAGUAUUUACUCUGCAGACCUUUAUACUUCCUGACAAAGGUCCAUCUAAUUCAACAUAAGCCUUAAGAUGCCUGUUUUUUUUUCUUCCUCUUAAUCAAAAGAUUCCUCAAGGAAAUGAAUUGUGUACUGUAGCUGUUGUUCUGUUUUUAUUUCUGCAGUCUCUCUCUCUCUUUUUUUAUCUGUACAAUGCAUUCCUCUAAAAUUGAAAUGUGUAUACAUUUAUUAAUGCACUGUAUUUGGGACAUUUAGAAAGAAACAAUGAACGCAACCACUGUAUUCUGAAGGCACAUCGUUAUACUGUAUUGUACAGCGAGUAUUUGUUCAAAUAAGUUGUGUAAAGAUGGUAGCUUGAAGGUUGGAGACAGGCUAUUUCUGUCAUUUAGAGAUUUUUUUUUUUAUUGUAUGUGUGAUAAAUUCAGACUCUUUAUGUAAAAAUAAAGUUUAUUUGAAAUUACA